AUGCUCGCCCAGUCUCUCCUCGUGCUCGCCUCGGCGGCCCUGAGCUACGCCUCCCCCGUCGUCUGCCGAGCCCCCAUGCCCGAUCCCGUCCUGCCCACAACCGGCGGUGCCACCGAACUGCCCCCCGUCCCCGAAGGCCUCGAGCUCAAAGUCAUCGCCCUCGGCCUCGGCAUCCAAAACUACUCGUGCCCCUCCGUCGGCGCCGACGCCGCCUCCACCGGCGCCCUCGCCAUGUUCUACGACAUCAGCCUGCUCGCCCCGGACUCGGGGCCCAACGCCCUCACGCUCGAAAAGUUCAACCAGCUGCCCGCCUUCGCCCUCAACCACCACGCCGUGCCCCUCAACUUCAACGACUCCGCCGCCGGCCGCGUCACCGCCGACGGGCCCGGCGCCUCCCUCACGCGGCCCUUCACCCGCGCCGCGCCGCUCGACCUCGGCGACGGCAACGGCGGCAAGCUGCCCUUUCUGGGCCACCACUUCUUCAACACGGACGGCAGCCCGACCUUCGUCCUCGCCCGCGGCAAAUUCAACGUCGUGGCCGCCAAGAAGGCCUCCGUGCCGGCGCCGGGCAGCGCCGAUCCCGGCCCCGCGGGCACGGGCGCCGUGGCCUGGCUCGCGCUCGACGGGAACCAGAACUCGCGCGGCGCGACGCUCGUCUACCGCGUCGAGACGGCCGGGGGCAACUCCCACGGGUGCGCAAAGGCGGCGGGGCAGGAUAGCACGAGCUAUGCUGCUCAGUACUGGUUCUACGGACCCAAGGCAUAA
Molecule: messenger RNA, 765 nt
Organism: Trichoderma citrinoviride
Lineage: Eukaryota; Fungi; Ascomycota; Sordariomycetes; Hypocreales; Hypocreaceae
Exons: 2
Coding region: 1-765 (254 amino acids)
Source: RefSeq, a predicted model, not a curated record